AUGUGCUCGGCUAGGCCCGUACAGAGACCUGGUCCCGGUGCCAGACGUCCUACCAUGUGCUCGGCUAAGCCCGUACAGAGACCUGGUCCCGGUGCCAGACGUCCUACCAUGUGCUCGGCUAGGCCCGUACUGAGACCUGGUCCCGGUGCCAGACGUCCUGCCAUGCGCUCGGCUAGGCCCGUACAGAGACCUGGUCCCGGUGCCAGUCGUCUAACCGUGUGCUCGGCUCGGCCCGUACAGAGACCUAGUCUCGGUGCCAGACGUCCUCCCUAUGUGCUCGGCCAGGCCUCUACAGAGACUUGGUCCCGGUGCCAGGCGUCUAACCGUGUGCCCGGCGGGGGCCAGAAUGCCGAGUCUUGA
Messenger RNA from Hyalella azteca, 360 nucleotides. Its product is annotated as translation initiation factor IF-2-like. The transcript has a single exon. Lineage: Eukaryota; Metazoa; Arthropoda; Malacostraca; Amphipoda; Hyalellidae. The record is from RefSeq and is a predicted model, not a curated record. Bases 1 to 360 code for a protein of 119 amino acids.